CUGAUCAGUCUGCUCGCGAUCCUCCCGGCUCACCACUCGCUCCCGCAACUGGUUUCCGUCGAAGCUUUCCGACCGCAAAAGCUCGCUCCGCGCCUUUUCUCGUCGUGAUUCCGUGCGCUAUGGGACUCUCUCAGUGAUUAUUGUGUCAGUGUUGUGCUCGGUGACAGGUCGGAACGCCUUUACGUACCGUUGGUUUGAUUUUUGUCGGAUUGCAGGAUCUUUAUCUGAGGAGUUACUGACAGCACGUGCCCAUGAUAAUGUCAGCCACAACACAGGUCUCGUCCCCAAACGAGACGUCUGUACGAGAUAGGCCUGGCAUACAAGAGUUUUUUAACGGGACAAGUGUUUUUAUCACCGGUGGAACAGGGUUCCUGGGAAGCGUUCUCCUCGAAAAACUAAUCAGAUGUUGCCCCGGAAUAAAAAAAGUGUACCUUCUCGUUCGACCAAAGAAAGGGAAAGAAAUAACAGAGCGUUUCAAUGAAAUCUUCGAUUCACCGAUAUUCGAGCGGAUGAAGAAGGAGGUGCCGGCGUACCUGGAGCGGGUGGCGGCCAUCUCCGGGGACUGCAUGCUGCCGAUGUGCGGGGUCUCGAGCAAGGACCAGGAGCUCAUGAAGCGGGAGAUCAACGUCGUCUUCCACGUGGCCGCCACCGUCCGCUUCGACGCCAAGAUGCGCUUCGCCGUCAACAUCAACAUCCGAGCCACCAGGGACCUCCUCACCCUCUCCAGACAGUUCGAUAAUCUCAAGGCUUUCGUGCACAUCUCAACAGCUUACUCCAACUGUUUGAACAGAGUCAUCCAAGAGUGCUUCUACGAUCCGCCUUUCUCAGGGUCAGCCGCGAUUAGCCUUGCUGAAAAAUUCGACGAUGACAUGUUGGAGAAAAUGACCCCAGCAUUGCUGGGAUCGUGGCCGAACUCAUACGCUCUGACCAAGUGCAUAGCCGAAGAAGUCGUCCGAGAAAUGGGCAAGGGUCUACCAGUCGCCGUCGUCCGUCCAUCUAUAGUUAUCGCAACAGCGAAGGACCCACUGCCCGGAUGGAUCAACAAUUACUACGGACCAACAGGUGUUGUGGCUGGUGCCGGAGUUGGGCUCCUGCGAACACUCCACGCUGACGGAGAUUGUGUUGCUGACAUCGUCCCCGUUGACUACGUCAUCAACGCCAUCAUCGCUGCCGGUUGGGAUAUCGGCCUGUCUUUCAAACCGCGUGAGGACCCCUUAACAAGGAAAUCCUCAGACCUGGAAAAACUGUUGCAAAUACCGGACAUCGCGAAAACGGCCGACGAAACCUCGGAACUGGAAGUGACGGAGCAAACUUUAUUGGAAGACCUCACCCCCGGAAAGAAACAAGAUUCGUCGAUCCCAGUCUACAACUUUGUCUCCUCCAAUCAGAACAAACUCACAUGGAGGAAAUACAUGGACUUGAGUGCAGUUGCAGCCCCUGAGGUUCCUUCAAAAAUGGCGGUUUGGACUUACUCCUUGACUCUCAAUAAAUAUAAAUACAUGGACCUACUCUACGCAUUUUUCCUACAUAUGAUCCCGGCGCUUAUUGUGGAUGGCUGCUCAAUGUUAAUCGGCAAAAAACCUAGGCUACUACAGGCUUACAAGAAAAUCCACAACUUCUCCUCAGUUAUUUCGUAUUUUAGCACGAAAGAAUGGAAAUUCGAGGAUGAUAAUGUGGCGCAGUUAUGGAACAAGUUGAACGAUAAAGACAAAGACGUCUUCUUCUUCAGUUUGAAAAAUUUAGACUGGAAGGAAUACUUCUAUCAUUACAUACGAGGGAUACGAGUCUACCUGAUUCGCGAUCCGCUAGAAUCUAUUCCUGAAGGGCAGAAGAAGAGACUCAAGUUCAUGAUAGCUCAUUAUGCGCUGGUGUCGCUCUUCUAUCUACUCUGCUCUUACGUCUUGUACAUAGCUCUUCAGAGUGCCCAGUCCUCCAUGAUGAGGCACCUAGUUCAAAGUUCCUGAUGACCUGGCAUUAAUAUCUUUAUUUAGACGAUAAUGUGCAAAUGUGAUCACAAUAAAUCGAGUUUGAAUGUCCGAUUGUCUGCUUGACGUACAAAUAUGAGAUCUGGAAACCCAGUUAGCCUUUUAGUGGAUGAGAAUGAUUGAUUAUGUCUGUUGUAUUUAUUUUCAUUUAAUUUUCCGGAAUUUACCUAGUCGAUAAGUUAAUUUAUUUAUUUUGUAAUGAAUUUUGUUAUAAGCUUAGUUAUGAUAAUGUCAUGUCGAUGAGAUUAAAACACUGUGUAAUACAAUAAAAAUUAUUGAUGAUUAA
Bemisia tabaci is the source of this 2271-nucleotide messenger RNA. RefSeq names its product fatty acyl-CoA reductase wat. Gene Ontology annotation, biological process: long-chain fatty-acyl-CoA metabolic process. Gene Ontology annotation, molecular function: alcohol-forming very long-chain fatty acyl-CoA reductase (NADP+) activity. Lineage: Eukaryota; Metazoa; Arthropoda; Insecta; Hemiptera; Aleyrodidae. Gene Ontology annotation, cellular component: peroxisome. The record is from RefSeq and is a predicted model, not a curated record.